UGUCAAAGAGGAAAUAUACGGGCCACGAGCUAUUUUUAGACUAACAGGAAAACUCGCCGCUGGAGACGCAUUUACUUCUCACAAGCAACAAAGAGAAGACGUACAUGAUUUAGAUUUGUUUAAAUUCUACAAGUAAGAAAGACUGGAGAUGAAAUGUGUUUCUUGUCAAUCGAUUCUUGUGGUAUUUCUGGUAUCUCAAGUUAGUGGAGGGAAACCUUCAAUAUUUAGCGUAUUUGGCAGUCUGGGUCUCAUACUCCAAGAUCAAACACAAAUUUACCCAGUUGUAACUGAGAGAGCAGCAGACCCUCGCCUUCUUAAUUUUUCUUCGUCACUGAAUACACCAGAAGCCAUUUCAACCACGGGUAGUUCUUUAAGUGGCGUUGAAAAUAAUAACAUCACCCCGUCUAGCCGGCCCGAGGCAAUCAGUGCGACUGGAACAGCAGAUGUUAGCAGCGAAGCCACAGGUACAGAAAACAAAGCCCCCCUUACAACGACAUCAAAGCCCGCUCACCUGGGGACGACAGGUGGUCAGAUAAUUGGCUUCACUGCGUCCUCUACAUCUGACGGAGUUAACAGCGCCUUAACAAUGGAGGAUGGCAUUAAGGAGAACAAUGACCCUCCCGUAAGUAGCCAGAGUAGUAUAAAUGAAGACAACCUAACUGGAUCGGGCACACAGAGUUCUGAAGUUAAUCAGACUGUUAACAUGGCCAGUGAGGGAGUCAAGUUAGCCACCAAAGAGGUCCAUAAUACUAGUAUACUGGGCACUGGCCUGAAUCUGUCAGAGUGGACAGUGACCCUGGCGGUCUCAGGAUUUGCCCUUGGGGUUCUCCUCAUGUGCCUGGCAGCUUUCUUGGUCUACAGAAGAAAGAAGAAUAAGUGGAGUGAACGUUAUUUUGUAGAAGCACCAAACCACAUCCCCAAUGAUCUCCGAGAUGCGGAUUUGCAGUCUAUCUUCACAGAGAAAUAUGGCCGCAGUGAGUGUAAGGAUGUGACCCAGGCCUUGCAUGCAAUUCCAGAAAACACUCUGCAGAUGCAACUCAGCAAGAAUAUUUACAACCAGACAAAGGAUUUUACCAAAGGAGACAAAAUCUUUACCACCAAUCCCCCACUGGAGGCCACAGACAUUCAGGGACCAAGGUCAACAUACAUGGGGACAGAGUCAAUUUUUGUGGUCCAGUUUUCUGGAAUGGUGACCAGUGAAGGUGGGAUUAUUCAGAGCCCAGAAUCAGAGGUGUCCAUCCAUGUUCCUCCUGGGGCUGUUCCUGCAGGCAGGGUCCAGGCCAUCCAUGUGAACGUGUCCCUCAACCCAUGGCCUUUCAAUCUCGUCCUUGGUGAUGAUGAGGUCCAGCUGACACCUGUCGUGGAGUGUCUAGCUCCAGGUCUCAAUAGUUUCCUCAAGCCAGUCACAGUGGUCCUGCCGCACCGGGCAUAUCUCCAUGACGACCAGUGGUCUAUGUGUGUCCAGUACAGCCAGUCUCCAGUAGGAAGUAUAAUGGCGUGGCAUGAUAUACCAGCACAGAAGAUCAACAACAAGAAACAAGCCAUUUCGUACUCUUUCGAUGAUCGCUAUGUCAGGAUAAGCACCACACACUUUACAACAUACACCUGCUCAGGCUGUGGCAAGAACAAGAAACUCCGGCUCUCUGCUGUGGCAUUUGGCAACUACCAAGAUUUCCAGGGACAUCAACAAGUGAAUUUUAGAACCUACAUUUGUGAUGACUUUGUGGAUGCCCAGAAGAGAAUUUUGGAGUUAGAGGGCCCCCUAGGAGGCCGCCAGCGCACCCAGUAUCAGCCACUGGUUAUGCGUAAUUCCAAGAACUGGGAAAUAAAAUUGAUCAGUGCAGAUGAUCAGCAGUGGCCUUGGAAAUUACAUCAUCAAGAUGAAGUAACAAAGGUAAUCCCAGUAGAGCUGACUUAUCACUGCUGCGGUACUCCACCUUCCGUGAACUUUCGCUGCCUCUCCAAGGCCAACUGCCAGCCAGGCAUUGAGGCAACGUUCCAAGUGGCACAGCUGAGGAGAAAAAGAUCAGAGAUGGUCCCUGUGGAACUCCUCACACAUAACUUCAACUUUACAUCCGAGAGCCAGACUGGACAUGAGCUCUCCAAAUACCUUGAGAUGAGGCUAUCCCAGGCACAGGUGAAUUAUAUUGAAAACCAGCUGUCCCCUCAAGACCUGCCCACUCUAGCCAGAAAUCUCGGACUCACUGAUGCACAGUUGGAUGUCAUAAAAAGUGACCACCAGAACAACAGUCGUGAACAAACGCACCAGGCUAUUGUUCACUGGCAAAGACUAAACGGCCAAAUGGCAACCGCGGGGAAAUUCUGCAAAGCACUAGAGAGGUCCAAUUUGAAACUGUUUGCAGAGGAGCUUGAAAGACUUGAGAUUAUUGCUUGAGAUUUACACUUUUUUCAGGCUUUUGCCAAUUUAUUUAUUGGAAGAGGGAUAGGUGGAUUGAUGACAGUGAUAUUGUGCUGGAAACAAAGUAUUGCUAUUUAUAGAAUUUUGAUUUUUUUGCUAUUUACAGACUCUCUCUGAGAUUCAUUAAGAAAUCAAAGUUGAUGUUGGCUUUGAGAGACUAAGGAGAUUUACAAAUGAAAAUAGGAGUAUGAAGGAUGUACCAAAAUUAAAUUGGCUUUUUUUGAUAGAAAGUUUUGGGACAAGAGGAUUAAGAUAGCAAGAAUCCCCGUUUUUGUUGUCAGUUAAGUAGAACCAGCUAGUCACUUACAGCCUGGGUUUUUAUUUUGAGAGGAAACAUUAUAAAAUGCUCAUUAAACUGCAUAAGUAAAAUAUCAUCAAUUAUAUUUUAUACUCAAUGUAAUUUUAAAGCUAUAAAGGUGCUUCUACUUAUUACGAAAAAUUCAAGCCAAACCAGUACAGGGUAACAUUUUUUUUUGUGUGGUAUCUGAAGACCUUCACUUCACGUCAAGAGAGAACAAAGCAGCCUACUGCAAUUUAUUUUUGAUAUUUUAAAAUGCUAUAUUGAAGUUUAUAAUACUACAUUAAGCAGUUGGUUAACCAACUCUUUUCUCAACUGAUCUCAGGUUGUAAAUGCUGCGACCAUGACCAAGUAACUGACAAUGCACGUUUUUGUGAUAAUUAAUGGCAUUUGUGUACUUAACCUCAAUCCAUCCAGAUGCAAUGUAAGACAAAGAAAAAUUGCAAUAAAGACUAUUUCAUGUAAAAUAAA
Molecule: messenger RNA, 3188 nt
Organism: Lingula anatina
Lineage: Eukaryota; Metazoa; Brachiopoda; Lingulata; Lingulida; Lingulidae
Biological process (GO): netrin-activated signaling pathway
Cellular component (GO): membrane
Molecular function (GO): protein binding; netrin receptor activity
Source: RefSeq, a predicted model, not a curated record